This is a messenger RNA of Miniopterus natalensis, 3848 nucleotides long. The record is from RefSeq and is a predicted model, not a curated record. NCBI's taxonomy places the organism in Eukaryota, Metazoa, Chordata, Mammalia, Chiroptera, Miniopteridae.
CGGGCACUGCCAUGGGGCUCCUCCCAGGAAGUGGAAGUGAAUGCCAAAUGUGAAGGUUUUGCUCACACGUGGAGGAGGCAUCAGCCCCACACACACUGCUGGGAAUGGGCUACCUGUGAUCUACAUUACCCUUGAGGAGCCCAAAGGGUCUCUACCUCUCCCAUUAACUCCAAGUGGCACAGAACUUUGUGCCAGUUGGCAUGGUGCCCCUGGAGCUGGGUACAGCCUGUGUCUAGGGCCAGGGAGAGGGUGGGGGAUGGGUUGUUCUGGGGAGCACAGUGGCUGUUGCCUAGGAGACCGGAUCCUGAGCCAGGAGGCCAGAGGCCUGGCCAGGCAAAGCCCUGGGGCCCAAGACUGGGUCUCCGGAGGGGUGGGGGAAGCCAGUGGGGCUGUCAGUUGGGUAGGGCAUCUGGAGUUUCCCCUCCCCAAAGCCUCACCCCAGGGGGGGCUCUGAAAAAGAUCUGGCAUAUCACUGCAUAGCUUUCACUGGCAACCUUCGUACCUCCCUGCCCAGACUUCGUGAAUCUGGAAGAGUCUGCUCCUAACCUGAGUAAGGCUGGAAUCCUGGUUCCCGGUCCCCCAGAGCUGUAUCACCCCCCACCCCGUCACCCUCCCCUCCCCAAGUCCUUGCGCCACCUUGUGGCUGUCCCUGGGACUGCACCCAGAGUCUGUAAAGCUAAUAAUUGCUGAAGACUGGCAGCUCAACUGGGGCCUUGGUGGCUCAGAGUUCCCCCACACCCUUCCCUUAUGGAGGGGGGAGGGAGAUCUGACCUUACCAACAUUGUAGAACUCAGACAGGGUUAGCUCCCAGGGAGAGUGGAGCACAGAGCUGUCUUUGACUAUGACCCUGGCCAAGGUCAGUGUGUCAGUAUGUUGGGAACUGCAUCAGGGGAGGGCCCUGCAACAUGCCACACACAGGGUGGGUGUGGGAGGUUAUACAAUCUGUGCAUGCAUGUGGAAGGCUUAUGCAACCUGUGUGUGCUGAGGUUAUGUAACAUGUGUGUGGAGAGGCUGGUGACAUAUAUGUGCAGUGGCUGUGGCUUGCUAAUACCUUGCAUGAAGGGGCUCGGGUUCCUUGUCCUGGCUGAUUUCAGUGCACAGUGUCACCAAGCACGAAUGGGGUCUCUGCUGCUCUGUUAAAUGGAUAACAUGGACAGGGUGACUCUGGAAUUCCUUUCCUCUUCUCAUAUUCUUGGUUCUGUGUUCUAGUUGCUAGGCACUAUAUGUUUUCAGUCACUGUGGUUAUUUAGCAUGUGUGUGUGACCUGGAAAUCAUGUUUACUGGGGGGAAGGAGGGUGGUAUUAUUAGGUGUCUGUCCAGAGGGUUGUGUAACAUAUGGGCAUAUCCUAGAGGUCAUAUAACACAUUUGAGAAUACUCUGAAAGUUGCAUAGAUAUGUAAAUUCUGGUGCUUAUUUACCAUGCUUGGGUGUAUCCUGAAGGCUGCAUAGUUAUUCACAUUUAGUGGUCUUACGUUGCACGCGUGUGUGUGUGUGUGUGUGUGUUUUAAAGAUUAUAUAACUCGAAGCAUGUCCUGAAGAUUCUGCAUGUGUCAUAUACUGAAUGCUUAAAUAUGUGGAUAUCUUGUAGAUUAUGGGUGUUUAAGGUUCUAUAAUGCUUGUGUGUGUGCAUGUGUGUUUGAGCCCUAGAACAUGCUUGUGCCCCAGCCAAGCCCCUUAUCUCUCUCCCUAAAGCUUCUAGAUAGCUGGACCCUUCUUACUUUUGUCAGCUGACUUGGGGGUGGGAGGUAGAGUGAGGACAUGAGACGCAGAGAGUCGGGCCUAGGGGCUUACAUAAGCCUAUUGGAUGAGAAGGGGCUGCCCAAAGACUGCUCUGUGAUUCUGCCCACUUUGCCUCCCUCCAGUGCCAGGUCACCAGAUGGAAAGCGAAAAAGAAAGAACGGCCAAUGUUCCCUGAAAACCAGCAUGUCAGGGUAUAUCCCUAGUUACCUGGACAAAGACGAGCAGUGUGUCGUGUGUGGGGACAAGGCAACCGGUUAUCACUACCGCUGCAUCACUUGUGAGGGCUGCAAGGGCUUCUUUCGCCGCACAAUCCAGAAGAACCUUCAUCCCACCUACUCCUGCAAAUAUGACAGCUGCUGCGUCAUUGAUAAGAUCACCCGCAACCAGUGCCAGCUGUGCCGCUUUAAGAAGUGCAUCGCCGUGGGCAUGGCCAUGGACUUGGUUCUAGAUGACUCGAAGCGAGUGGCCAAGCGCAAGCUGAUUGAGCAGAACCGGGAGCGGCGGCGGAAGGAAGAGAUGAUCCGAUCACUGCAGCAGCGACCAGAGCCCACUCCCGAGGAGUGGGAUCUGAUCCAUGUUGCCACGGAGGCCCAUCGGAGCACAAAUGCCCAGGGCAGCCAUUGGAAGCAGAGGCGGAAGUUCCUGCCGGAUGACAUUGGCCAGUCACCCAUCGUCUCCAUGCCGGACGGAGACAAGGUAGACCUAGAGGCCUUCAGUGAGUUUACCAAGAUCAUCACCCCGGCCAUCACCCGUGUGGUGGACUUUGCCAAAAAACUGCCCAUGUUCUCCGAGCUGCCUUGCGAAGACCAGAUCAUCCUCCUGAAGGGGUGCUGCAUGGAGAUCAUGUCCCUGCGGGCUGCUGUCCGCUAUGACCCCGAGAGCGACACCCUGACGCUCAGCGGGGAGAUGGCUGUCAAGCGGGAGCAGCUCAAGAACGGCGGCCUGGGCGUAGUCUCCGACGCCAUCUUUGAAUUGGGCAAGUCACUCUCUGCCUUUAACCUGGACGACACGGAAGUGGCUCUACUGCAGGCCGUGCUGCUGAUGUCAACAGACCGCUCGGGCCUGCUGUGUGUGGACAAGAUCGAGAAGAGUCAGGAGGCGUACCUGCUGGCGUUCGAGCACUACGUCAACCACCGCAAACACAACAUUCCGCACUUCUGGCCCAAGCUGCUGAUGAAGGAGAGAGAAGUGCAGAGUUCGAUUCUGUACAAGGGGGCAGCGGCAGAAGGCCGGCCGGGCGGGUCACUGGGCGUCCACCCGGAAGGACAGCAGCUUCUCGGAAUGCAUGUUGUUCAGGGUCCGCAGGUCCGGCAGCUUGAGCAGCAGCUUGGUGAAGCGGGAAGUCUCCAAGGGCCGGUUCUUCAGCACCAGAGCCCGAAGAGCCCGCAGCAGCGUCUCCUGGAGCUGCUCCACCGAAGCGGAAUUCUCCAUUCCCGAGCGGUCUGUGGAGAAGACGACAGCAGUGAGACAAGCUCCCUGAGCUCCUCUGACGAGGAACCGGAGGCCUGCCAGGAGGAACCCGAGGUGUGCCAGGAGGAACCCGAGGUGUGCCAGGAGGAGGUCUGCCAGGAGGACGUGGCGGGCAAUGCAGCCUCUCCCUGAAGCCCCUCAGAGGGCCCAGGGGAAGGAGGAGGGAAGCAUAACUCCUCCUCCCAGGCCUCUGCCCCAGAGCAGGAGGUACCUGAGAGCUGGGAGCAUGGGCUCAGCAGGGCUGGGCACCUCCUAUCUCACAAGGCCACUCUCCUUCCCUAAACAGGCCGAACAUAUCCAGGCCCCUUUGCUUUUUGCUCUAUAGUUCCCUCCGCUUGAAUGCCCUUGCCCUCCCUGCCCUCCACUCCCCCCCCCACCUCUGCCUGGCAAUAUCUUGUCCUUUGAGGCCCCACUCAAAUGUCACCUCCUUCCCCAGCUCCCCAGGCAGAAAUAGUUGUGUGUGCUCCCUAAGCCCUUGGUUCAUGCUUCUACUGUGACACUUAUUCACUGUUUUAUAAUUAGUCGGGCAUGAGUCUGUCUCCUAAGCUAGACUGUGUUUGAAUCAUGUCUGUAUCGCCAGUGCCCAGUGCAGGGCCUGGCAUAGAGUAGGUACUCCAUAAAAGGUGUGUUCAAUUGAA